UUAUUUUGAGCAAGUAUUGUGUCGAAGUAGAGGACGAAAUUGACCUUAUUCCUUUCCUUUAUAUAAGAUUGGGGGGAAACACACAGAAAAUCUUUGCAAAACCCUGGGAGUUUAGCUAGGAGGGUUUUAUUUGUUGCUUCGGCGGUGAAAGAUCUCGUCCGUGUCCCUCUGUCUGUGUGUGUCUUCCUAUCUCGUUUAUGUAUAAAUAGUUAUUAAUUUUUAUAUGCCAAAAGCCCAGAUCGCAGGGACAGUAAACUUAAACCCUAGCCUUUUAGCAUUUAGGCCUCGCCAAGUCGUUUUACUCUGUAAGCGUCCAAGCAUGAAGCAAAACGACGGCACUAACAACAACAAAACCCUAAUUCUGAAGCCCGAGCAGAAAGCUCUUCUCUUUCACUCCAUAGCCAAGUAUCUUGAAUGCAGUGGCUUUUCCAAAACUCUUAAGAAGUUUCGUUCAGAAGCCAAACUCGAGAAAGAUGAUUUGGAGAAUUCCUCAUUUGAUUUGGAAGAGAUGUUCUGCAAGUUUUUGGAAAUGGGUAAUCAAGUCAGCAAAAACUUCAAGAGCGAGAAGGUGCAAGAAGCUGACAUCAUUUCUGGAAGAGGUGGAGAGGAUGACAGAAAGAAAAAGAACAGUGAUAAGAGUACUAGUGGUAAACCUAUUGGUUCUAAUAAUGAUGAUGAGGUCAUGAUGCAAGAUUCAGUACCUAUAGGUGUAAAAUCUAAAGACAAAAGGAAAGGCAAAAAAAAUUCAAGUUCUCUUGAACAAGAAGAACAAGUCAGCACAAAGGCUUUGCAUGACCCUGCUGAUGUUGCAAAAUGGAAGGACAAAAAGAAGAAAUGCAACUUAAAUGUUGAAUCUCUUACCAAUAACAAUAUACAUAAUCCAUCAGAAUCACUGUGUGGAACAACUGAAGAAAACACUAAGAACGUAGUGUUUGUAGAGGGCAAAAAAGUAACUGACUCUGUGACAGAUAAUAAAUCAAAGGAUAAGAAAAGGAAGAAAGACAAGCUGUCUUCCGAUCAUGUUGAUGAUAAAGAAAAAACAAAUAAUAUUGAUUCUACAAAAGAUGAUUUAAGGACUCCAAAGGAGCAUUUAACUGACAAAGAGAGUAAAGGUUCCAAAAAAAGAAAAAGAAUGGCUUCUGAAGAAGAUGCUGUUCAAGCUGCUGAUGCAAAGCAACUUGAAGAAUCCAAACAUAGAAGGACAGAAGAAUCUAAACGAAGAAAGACUGAAGGUUCCAAGGAACCAAAGAUAAGUGAGCAAUCUACAGAGUUAAAUUCUGCCAGCAGAACUGAAGAAAAAGGUCAGAAAGAAGAAAGCAGCCAAGUUGGUUUUGUUGAGUCCCAAAAAAGAUCAUCUAAACAGAUUAAUGGGCAGUCAAAUGGGAUCCUUGAGGAAAAUGGGGAGAAAUCAGCCUCGCAGAAAACCAUAAAAAGGCAACAGAAUGGUUCGGCUGAGCCAAAGACAGUUAAGUAUUUUCAGAGAGUAAAAGUGGAUGAAGUGGUUUUCUCUGAUGGAAGGCUUAAAGAUAAUUCAUAUUGGGCAAAGGAUGGUGCUGAGAGUGGUUAUGGUGCAAAGGCCCAAGAAGUUCUUGGGCAAGUUAGAGGAAGGGAUUUUAGGCAUGAAAAGACAAAGAAGAAGCGGGGGACAUACAGAGGAGGACAGAUUGAUUUGCAUUCUCAUUCUGUUAAGUUCAACUAUUCGGAUGAUGAAUGAUUGGAGACCUCCUUUCGGCUGAUUUUUUUGUUGUCAUGGAUGAAUAUGGUAAUUUUUUGCAAUACAAAUUUUUGCCUAUUGGGUUUUGUAUUUUUUUGUCAAUGUGACGACCUUUUCCCAUUAUUAAAAAGAACUUUUCAGUCAACUGAUUUGUUUAUGACAUAAUUUUGUCUUUCAGAUUUGUUGUGGUUACACUA
Jatropha curcas is the source of this 1911-nucleotide messenger RNA. RefSeq names its product nucleolar/coiled-body phosphoprotein. The record is from RefSeq and is a predicted model, not a curated record. Gene Ontology annotation, cellular component: nucleolus. NCBI's taxonomy places the organism in Eukaryota, Viridiplantae, Streptophyta, Magnoliopsida, Malpighiales, Euphorbiaceae. Gene Ontology annotation, molecular function: protein binding.